Molecule: messenger RNA, 216 nt
Organism: Sordaria macrospora k-hell
Lineage: Eukaryota; Fungi; Ascomycota; Sordariomycetes; Sordariales; Sordariaceae
Source: RefSeq, a predicted model, not a curated record
AUGCCCGACUGCGCUCACAAGACCUCAGGCAACUCAUGCGGCUGCACCGCCACCGCCCCAGCCGGCCAGUCUCUUUGCGCCUGGUGCCGCGACGGCCACAAGACCAUCGUCAGGAACAACGCUAACAGCGCUAAUGAGGAGGGCCAGGAGUUGAAUCAAGAUCAGGGAAAUGUCGGGCCGGAGUUUUGUUGUUCGGGAUGCGCUUCCAAGUACUGA